Bubalus bubalis (water buffalo) is the source of this 1200-nucleotide messenger RNA. RefSeq lists its product as uncharacterized. The transcript has 2 exons. NCBI's taxonomy places the organism in Eukaryota, Metazoa, Chordata, Mammalia, Artiodactyla, Bovidae. The coding region runs from base 1 to 594 and encodes 197 amino acids. The record is from RefSeq and is a predicted model, not a curated record.
AUGGAGACGCGGCGGUACGGUACGGAGGCGGAGGGCUCACGCAGUCUCCAAGGACACGUCCGAACGUACGGCGGCCCGCGGGCUCCAAACCGCGCGGAGGGCGCUUGGGGACGGUACUGCGCCUGCGCGCGGGCGCGGGUCUGGGCGGAAGGAUUCCGCCGCUCCCGCCGCCUGCGCCCUGCUCUGCUGGGCGGUCGGUCACACGGACGGAGGUGGAGUGUUCCCGACAAUGGGGACAAGUGCGCCGAGGCCCAGAGCGUCCUGCUGCGGGAGGGAAGGGGCCGCGGGGAGCCGCUGAUCGCACGCACGAAAAGGCUCGCUUUCCAGGUUAUACAAAGAUGCUCCAGUUCACCAGCGAGCAGGGAAACACAGUUUUAUCCAAAUGAGACACCACUUCACCCUCACUCAGUUGGCAAAAAUGAAGAGGUCAGGAAGCCCCCGUGUUCGUGCCUGUGGCUCAUUCUGCCGUCAGGGUGUCUGUCAGCCCCUGGGGCAUGUGGGAAGGCACCGGCUCUCCUGUGUCGGCUGGACUCCCACGUACAGUCACCCCACAUUCCCCUCUGGAAUCUCACAAACAGAGAUGCGUCAGGAUAGGUGGGUGGAGAUAUUCACAGCAGCCUCCCCCACUUUAGCAAAACCUGGAAAGGACCCCAAAGGCCAAGACAGGAGAAAGCCAUGAAAUGAGCCAGCACUGGCUGCACACAAUGAAAACAGGUCUUAGAAACAGCUUUUGGUGGAAAAAAAAGCAAAUUCCAGGAGACCAUAGAGUAUGAAACUUUUUUUAUACAAGGAAAACUAAAUAAGUUGUAAAUGUGAAUGGUAGGAUUCUAAAACGACAAAAACCAAGGGUCAGGUUGGCCCGUGAUCUGAGCUGGGGGAGCAGGAGACGGGGCAUGUGGCUGGUGUUGAGGGUUGGGCUGUGUCCCCCGAUUGGAGCCCUGACCCCAGGACCUCAGACGUGACUUACGUGGAGACAGGGUGUUUAAAGAGGAGAUGGGUGUUAAACAUGGUCAUGGAACGGCCCUUCUCCAGUGUUACUGUGUCCUUACAGGAAGAGGAGAUCAGGACACAGUCACGCAGAGGGACGACCUGUGAGGACGCGGGAAGAAGUCUGCAAGCCAGGGAGGAGCCAGCUCUGCUCACUCCUUAAUGUUGGACUUCCAGCCUCAGACUGUGAGAAGAAAAAUCCCUGUCAUUUAA